AUGCAUUCUAGUCGCCUCACCCUUCCUGUCCUCGCUUUCAUCGGGCAGGUCGUUUCAGCCGCCUCAGUGACCUCAGCUGACGAUACGCCCAGACAGUGUUUUUAUUACACCGGUGCAAACACCAACUCCGCGACUUGUAAUGAGGUUCCGGAUUUGAUUUGCACCGGAGGGUGCCGCCGAGGUAGUUACGUCACUGCUGAAGGAUGUCGGUCAAACGAUGGCUCGCCUGAAUCGGCCGCAGCUUCGCUCACUCCCCAAAACUGCACCGUUGGCUUUGGUCGGGACACGGCUGCUGCUAAAGCAUGCCUCACCGAAACUAAGGGAUACUCUUGCAACGGCAAAACUAGUGGUUUUGCUUUAUGUUAUGGUUGUGUAAAAACUCGCACAACUUAUCACGUACCUUCACCCCCUGAAGACUACCCGCCAUCGUGGCUCAAUCAAAGUCUUACAAACCCGAUACCAGGAUCGGGGAGAUGGUAA
Molecule: messenger RNA, 480 nt
Organism: Puccinia triticina
Lineage: Eukaryota; Fungi; Basidiomycota; Pucciniomycetes; Pucciniales; Pucciniaceae
Exons: 5
Coding region: 1-480 (159 amino acids)
Source: RefSeq, a predicted model, not a curated record